GAACGAACAAAGCAGAAGCGGCGUUCGCAGCUUCAAGAGCCAAAUGGCGAUACAGAAAUACCUUUAAAAUGACUUGAGUGCAAACGGAAUUCAACAUGGGAAAUUUAGGUGUGUGCUGUGCAGACCUGAAGGACAACAAGACCCUUAUGAAAAUGGGCCUGGGACUGGUGCUGGUGGGACACGUCAACUUCUUGCUGGGAGCGCUGGUACACGGCGUUGUGCUCAGGCACAUCAACGUGCAUGUUCAAGCCAGGGUCAUGGGGUACGCCAUCUACAUCAUCAUCGCCCUGGUGGCAGGGCUCGUGGGAAUCAUAGCUGGAAUAGUAGCCAUUGUCCUAUCCAAAAACCUGAAAAACAGGAUUCUGAUGUGGGCACUGUUGGUGGUCAGUUUAGUGUCAGGCCUUCUGGCAAUCGCCUCCACUGUGGGGUUAACCAUUUCCAUGGUUAAGGCCAUUAUGAGUGGAGGUCGGGGCCUGCUGAAGAAUUGCAAGUUCCCUGAUGCAAUUGGCUACUCCAGUGUCAACGAGUGCCCCUUUGACCCCACAAGGAUCUAUGAAACUACUAUUAUUCUGUGGGUUCCUCUCAUUCUAAUGUGUGUGGUGGAAGUGGUGUUCUCAGGCCGCUGUUUUGCUGUCUGCACCUCCUUCCUCCGCCUCUGUACGUGCAGAAGACGAAGGAAGAUUGUCAAUGGCAGAAGGGUGCGCAUUCAGACUCCAGGUGAAAUGUUACCGGUGUCGCCUACUCCUGAGUCAGAAACUGAGUCAGAGCCGGCAGAGCAACACGAACUGCUGAAGCCUGACUCACCGACCGAGAGGAGUGAAUGGGUCUGAACUAUAGACUAAUCCACCAUCUGCACUGACUGUUCAGGACCCAUGGUUCCUGUGUUGACUGGAGGGAGUAGUGCUAUUGAAUAACUGGCCAAAUUUGAGGUUCUUGUCACAUGAUUGCCGUUUCUUGAAAAGGAAUAUGUUCAAGACUAACCUCUUGAUGUGUCACUGCAAAUAUUGUCUACUUAACCUGUUUCCCCUGCCAUGGAAAAGGAGUAGGGUUGCAAAGGGUGGGUAUAGUACUGUUGAGGCUUAACAAAACUUUCACAUGACAUCUAGUGGCCUUUUAGGUACUUCAGAUUAUCACAGGUGCUGUAUCACAUGUAAAUUAUGAUUUACGUUUUUUUAAAGCUGUAAAACAAGCUUGGUGAAUACCAUUUGAGGGUUU
Salvelinus namaycush (lake trout) is the source of this 1215-nucleotide messenger RNA. It is a transcript of the gene tmem54a, whose product is annotated as transmembrane protein 54a. The transcript is spliced from 6 exons. The record is from RefSeq and is a predicted model, not a curated record. Bases 96 to 830 code for a protein of 244 amino acids. Lineage: Eukaryota; Metazoa; Chordata; Actinopteri; Salmoniformes; Salmonidae.